GACCUGUUAUUCCUAAAGCAUUGAAUUCUCAGUCUGUUUUGCUAGUUCAAACAAGAUGGAUAGCGGAGGAGCUUAUGGAGGUGGAAAAGCAGGAGCUCCUUUCGAUCCAAUUGCAUUCAUUCAAAGGCCACAAGUGAUUAUUCGAGCAUUAUGCCUGCUAUUUGCAAUAAUAGUAUUCGGUUGUAUUAGCAACAAAGGAUAUUUAGUCGAUCCAGAUGGAAAGGAAAAGUGUCUUUAUAACAAUGACGCAAAUGCUUGUAAUUAUGGAGUUGGCAUCGGCGUGCUGGCAUUUCUAGGAAGCCUAGGAUUUUUGGUAGGAGAGUAUUUAUUCGAACAAAUGUCUUCAGUAAAAACACGAAAGCAUUAUGUUUUAAUCGAUCUCGGAUUUUCGGGGCUGUGGGCAUUCCUGUACUUUGUCGGAUUUUGUUAUCUAACCAAUGCAUGGAAUAAAUCUGAAGAUCCACUAAACGGAUAUGGAGUUAAUAGUGUGCAGGCAGCUAUAGCAUUUUCAUUUUUCUCUAUUUUCACUUGGGCUGGAUCUGCGUGGUUUGCUUUCCAAAGGUACAAGCAAGGGUCUAAUGCAGCUUUUGCUCCUACAUAUGAAGCAGAUCCAAUUGGAGAUACAGGAUAUGCCAGUUAUCCUGGUGCUACGGAUAUUACUUAUCAAGAUCCACCAUUCGCUCAACAGCAGCGAGGCAUGAGUGAUUUUCAAGCUCCAGCGUAUUAAAAUCCAUUAAAAAUUUUAUAUUAAAAUUAUUUAUAUGGGUGAUUUUUCAGAAACAGUGCACUCUCGUUUCUUUACUUAAUAACUUGAACCUCUGUCUACCCCCUGACAGUUAUCGCCUAUAAUCGAAUAUUCGUUAAUCUAGUGGGCACUAUAAGGGAUUACGUUCUAUAGCACUAGAAUGGAUAUAAGUCAGCAUAGGCAGAGGGCUAACAAAUAGAAUAUGAAAAACAAAUAGAAUGAUUAAUGGUAAUUUCAAGUUAAGUUUUCAUCAACUUCCAAAUUACAAAACUAUUAAACAUACAACUUUUGACGCUGUUAAAGUUGAUUCGGAUUUCAUUAUAACUUGAAAUGACCGAAACUCAGAAAAUAAUUAAGUUUAUUAUUAUAAUUUUUUGUAUUUUUAAUGUCGACAUGUUUUUAAUUUGUGCCUUCAACCUACACUAUAUUGAACACGAAUGUUUGAGAUGAGUAAUUGAACGUGGGUUAGUUGUACGCAAACGAAAGAAUCUAACCUACACGCUAUGCUGCCGACCUGAUCUCAGUGGUUGAAUAACCAAGGUACAGUAGAACCUCGUUUAUUUGAUGUAGCAUGAGGAAUAUAAUUACUUUCUGUAUUUCAAAGCCAUCCACAUUAUCCAUGGAUGAAUGCUUUGGUUAACCGAAUGCCGGAUAAACGAGGUUCUACUGUAUUUUAAUAAUGCUGUCGUCUCUUAUUUAAUGUAUUUAUGAAAUAUUUUAUUUAUUUAUAGUUUAAUAUUAUUAUUGGUACAGUUGAUAAUUUUGUUACUACAAUAGAUACAUUACUAUUUAUAACAUGUAUGUACUUAAUUACGUUAUAAGUGAAAUGGAUGCAUAUGAAACUUAAAGUGAUUAGUCUUUUUUUAUUAAAUAUAAAAGAGCGCGCUUACUCGAUUCUUUUAUUUCAUUUGCAU
Molecule: messenger RNA, 1659 nt
Organism: Leptopilina heterotoma
Lineage: Eukaryota; Metazoa; Arthropoda; Insecta; Hymenoptera; Figitidae
Gene: Syngr
Product: synaptogyrin
Exons: 4
Coding region: 56-727 (223 amino acids)
Cellular component (GO): synaptic vesicle membrane; neuromuscular junction
Source: RefSeq, a predicted model, not a curated record